UGCUGUCAAAAAAAUGGACAUCGGUGUCGUGUCGUUUCGUUCGGUAUCUUGGUAAACUCGACCGUGAUGUUUUUUAUCUCGAGCAAUAAAAUUUAACAAAGCAGUUGUAUAAAUAUAAUGUGACGUGGAUCUGAACAAAGUACCAGAUAAAACAUUAAUGCAUUCCAUUUAUAAUCUCCCUAAAUAACUGUAUCAUUGCAAUGGCUGGUGCUCCGGUGAAAUUGGGGUCUAUUUUAUCUUUCUGUGUCGUUCUGUACGCUGUUUACUUUCGCAAAAGCGAUGUUGGCGAUAUCAGGCUGGCGCCAGUGAAGAACCAUAUGCUACAUUUGGAGAGCGAGAACCAGGUAGCGUCGGGAAUCCAACAGCCAAAAGUAGCCUUAGGUUAUGGUGCGUGUCAUGACCUCUUCGUAAACGCUACAUCAUUGCUGGAUUAUAAAUACUUAAAAGGCACACCAGAACAUUUUAAUGAGAUUACCAAUAAUGAAGAAUUCCAUAAAAGUUUCGCUUAUUUCUUCAAACAUGGAGCAGCAGCUGAGAGAUUUAUGUCAAAUUCUAAAUUGUAUGACGAUUUGAUUGAAAAGGCUCUAAAGUUGCCUGGAACAAGAUGGACUAUCGGUGGCAAUGCUCCUCUCAUGGCUAAAAGGUUCCAUAUGGAGGGAUGGAAAGUACUCUUUGCUGCUAAAAUGAGUGAAAAACUGAAGUCAUACAUUCCUGAUGAAAUACAAAUAGUUGGUAACUCUGAAAAUGAACAAGUGAAAGAUGAUAUUCAUAUGAUAUUAGAAUAUAAGGCAGAUGAGAAGUUUGGCAUCUACACAGCGCCCAGAGCAAACAGAUACAUAAUGCAUAAUGAUGAAAAUAACCCUUUACUUAGUUCCUUAGAGAAGUUUGGUGAAUACUUGCCAGAAUUUAAUCCUAAUUUACUAGUCAUUAGUGGAUUACAAAUGAUGGACAACUAUCCAUUCAAGAAAGAUGAUAAAAAAGAUUUGAGAGCUGAAAGACUGGAUUUAGUCAAACAACAAAUUUUAUCUCAACCAGUAACAACUUUGGCUCAUUUUGAGAUGGCUAGUUAUGUGGAUUUAGAUCUAUUAUUGCAUUUAACAACUAAAGUUCUGCCUUAUGUGGACUCAGUUGGCAUGAAUGAACAAGAACUCAGUAAUUUAUGCAGUGUGCUCGAAUAUGGGGAAGUAAGUGUUGUGGCAGACUCAAAUCCAAGAGUGGCUACAGCUUUGGAUCAAAUGAGAAAGAUAUUCAGACUCAUAAGACUGAAGAACAAAGAACAUGGGAGCAAAAGAAAACUAACACGCAUACAUGUGCACACUCUAGCUUAUCAAGCUAUAUUGACAGUUAAAAGUUCAAACUGGAAAAGAACAAAAGCUGCAGCUGCAAAAGCAUCCCUAACUGCACACAGGUAUGUGUGUAACAACCAAAACAUUGCACUGGACAAAAGCAAGCUGCUGCUUGAUGACAGUUUCUCCACAACAGCAGACAACGACAACAACAGUAGAGUGUUCUUUGAGCCGUCGCAACCUGUGGCUUGUUGGGAAGAAGUGGUAGAAAAUGAGAAUGUAGAUAUUUGUGUUGCGCCUGUGUUAAUUUGUACAGAGGCACAGCUUACCGCGGGAGCAGGAGAUAAUAUCUCGGCUGCUGGGUUGGUGUUGCAGGUGGAAAAGUGAAUCUAGGUCAUUUUUACAAAUAACAUAAUAUUUAUACUUUAUUAUUACUUUAUAUGAUAUUCAUUCCAUUUCAAGGUAUUGUGAUGUUUAAGAUACUUAAUGUUGUGCCAUUUAUAAUAUCACAUUUAGAACAAUGUCAUUAUUUAGCAAUUCAGAAGACUUGCCUCUGUUUUCAAGUACAACAUUAUUGAAGUUUAAUUUUAAGGAAUUGACUGCUUGCUUU
Molecule: messenger RNA, 1896 nt
Organism: Ostrinia furnacalis (Asian corn borer)
Lineage: Eukaryota; Metazoa; Arthropoda; Insecta; Lepidoptera; Crambidae
Product: ADP-dependent glucokinase
Exons: 3
Coding region: 201-1673 (490 amino acids)
Biological process (GO): glucose metabolic process
Cellular component (GO): endoplasmic reticulum
Molecular function (GO): ADP-specific glucokinase activity
Source: RefSeq, a predicted model, not a curated record